This is a messenger RNA of Zasmidium cellare ATCC 36951, 1260 nucleotides long. RefSeq names its product glycoside hydrolase family 5 protein. NCBI's taxonomy places the organism in Eukaryota, Fungi, Ascomycota, Dothideomycetes, Mycosphaerellales, Mycosphaerellaceae. The coding region runs from base 1 to 1260 and encodes 419 amino acids. The transcript is spliced from 2 exons. Gene Ontology annotation, molecular function: hydrolase activity, hydrolyzing O-glycosyl compounds. The record is from RefSeq and is a predicted model, not a curated record.
AUGGGCUUCCCAACCUUUGUGUGCCUGCUACUAGCGCUGCUGACAUCAUUUUUGCCUGCGACUGCAAGUUUUCCGGGUACACCUUUUCGGACGGAAGGCCGUUGGAUUGUUGAUACGUCCGGGCAGAAUGUCACAUAUACCGGUGUGAACUGGCCUGGAGCCGCCGACACUGGACUUCCUGAGGGGCUGCAGUAUUCUUCCGUACAAGAGAUCGUCAGCAAAGUCAAAGAUGCCGGCUUCAACAUCAUUCGUCUCACCUUUGCCGUCCAAGUAAUAGACGAGAUCUAUGAACGGCACGGUGAAGAUGUUCCGAUCAGUACCGCAUUCAGCCAAGCUCUUGGUGCUGAGAAUGGAUCGGCCAUCUUGAACAAGGUCCUCUCUAAUAAUCCAGCCAUGUCAGAGAGCACCACCCGGCUGGAAGUCUUCGAUGCCGUGGCAGAAGAAUGCAAUCGCCAGGGGAUCUAUGUACAUCUCGACAACCAUAUCUCAAAGGCAGAAUGGUGCUGCUCCUUUGUCGAUGGUAAUACAUGGUUCGGCGACGAAUACUUCUCCGUAGCGAACUGGACUCGUGCCCUCACAUACAUGACGAGGCAUGCAAGCAACUGGCCUAGUUUUGUCAGCAUUGGUCUGCGAAAUGAGCUCCGCUUUCCACUGAACAACGCUCCAGUCCUUGCCACAUAUAACUGGGCGGUAUGGUACGACAACAUGAUCGCGGCAGCCGACGCAGUGUACAAGACCAACCCGGAGAUUCUCAUCUUUUUCAGCGGCCUAAACUCUGAUCUCUCAUUGAACCCGAUCCCGACUGGCGAUGAUCUGGGAUUCGGUCGCCGCUUCGAUAAAAAUCGCUACGCCGAUAAAGCAGUCCUUGAGCUUCACAAAUACGACAACAACGACAUUUCUUGCGCGCUAUUGAAGGCUUUCGAAUAUAGCAGUGGCUACGAUGCUCUGGACGACAGCAACGUAUUCGUCAAAAACCACAUGCCCGUAGUGCAUACCGAGUUUGGAUACGCUCAGACGAACGGCAGCGAUGAUGGCGGUGCACAAACGGUCUAUGCGAGGUGCAUUCGAGAGUUUCUGAUCGAGCAGAAGGCUGGCUGGAUGGUGUGGGUGCUUGCUGGCUCCUACUACAUCAGACAGGGUACGCAAGACAAUGACGAGAGCUAUGGUAUUCUGAGUCAUGAUUGGAGUGGUUAUAGGAACGAGACUGUAUUUGACCUUGGCGUUGGGGGGAUGAUCAGGGCGGCAAGGAGGUGGGGCUGA